Messenger RNA from Umbelopsis ramanniana AG, 1028 nucleotides. RefSeq lists its product as uncharacterized. The record is from RefSeq and is a predicted model, not a curated record. Gene Ontology annotation, molecular function: structural constituent of ribosome. Gene Ontology annotation, biological process: translation. Gene Ontology annotation, cellular component: mitochondrial small ribosomal subunit; ribosome. The transcript has 3 exons. Lineage: Eukaryota; Fungi; Mucoromycota; Umbelopsidomycetes; Umbelopsidales; Umbelopsidaceae. Bases 22 to 900 code for a protein of 292 amino acids.
CGAUAAAUAACACCAUUCCAAAUGUCCCUUGCAUUACUUAGAACGGCGUGCCGAAGGACAGUUACUCCUGUCGUUGGCAACUCACUUGUAUGGCGAUCAAUUGCCACUCAACCCACUAGAAAUCUAGCUAGCAAGGACGAGCAAUUGGAAUCACUAAUUCCUUCCAAGGAAGACUUAAAAUCUGUUAAACUUAGUCGACCAGUUCCACAAGCUGUCAAUUCCUACAACUUGACCAUCUCCAAACUUCUUGCAGCUGGCUUGCACUUGGGUCAUUCUACCAGUCUCUGGAAUCCCGCCACACUUCCCUUCAUUUUCGGUACCCGUGCCGGUAUCAGUAUCAUCAACUUGGAGCACACCUUGGUCUAUCUUAGGCGAGCAUGCAACGUUGUGCGAGAAGUAGCACAACGCGGAGGUACCGUCCUCUUUGUUGGAACUCGUCCCGAAAUAUCCGAGUUGACUAUAGAUGCGGCUCGCACUGCUGAAGGAUAUCAUGUUUCUGGAAAGUGGACCCCAGGAACUCUUACAAAUGCUCACCAGGUGCUUGGACGACAUGCUACACCCGAUCCUCAAGAUCCUGGUAGACCACCAAAGACAUAUAAGCCGGAUAUCAUGAUUUUGUUCAACCCACUCGAGAACGAUAUUGCCAUUGCUGAAGCCCAAUUGAACAACAUCCCUACUAUCGCCAUUACCGACAGUGACUACGACCCACGUCGAGUGACAUACCCCAUUCCAGCCAACGAUGAUUCUAUUCGUGGUGUUGAAUUGGUAGCCAAGGUGUUGGCUGCCUCAGCGAGAGAGGGUGUUAUCAAACGCAAGCAAUUGAUGGAUCGCAAAGAGAAGAGCAUGAAGGCCUCCCGAGACUACAGAAAUCAAUAUGAAGGUGGACGAUCGAGUAAUUAGAGAUUAUAAAAAGAAAAAAGAACAUAUAUGUUUAUAUAUAUUCACUGUGGUUUUAUUUGCAAACAUCUAACAUUAUAGACACUAUAAAAAAAAAAGUAUUAAAAAAUGACAAUGUACAAAAGGUCUAA